Aspergillus heteromorphus CBS 117.55 is the source of this 1702-nucleotide messenger RNA. RefSeq lists its product as uncharacterized. Gene Ontology annotation, cellular component: membrane. The transcript is spliced from 3 exons. Lineage: Eukaryota; Fungi; Ascomycota; Eurotiomycetes; Eurotiales; Aspergillaceae. The record is from RefSeq and is a predicted model, not a curated record. Gene Ontology annotation, biological process: arachidonate metabolic process. Bases 358 to 1347 code for a protein of 329 amino acids.
ACGGUGAGGGGGAUCUAUGCUGUCCGAUAUGAUGUGCCCAAGAAGCGGGGCAUGGAUGCCAUUUGUUGCUGUUCACAACUCGCAUUGACAGUGUCGAUCAAUACAUCGGGCCGGAACUGCUGAGACGACUCCUAUCACUGGCUGCUCUGACCCCAGCCCCGAUAAUGCUUUAAGCCCGAUCAGCCGUUGAACCGCUUGCGUCAUUGCACGGAGGUGGGAUGGAGUGGAAAGGAAUGUCGAACGUUGGAUGUUCGGGCCAACAUAUAUUUAUCGACUCGCCGCACGGUGGCGUAUUCGAUCAAGCCAUCAUUGAGAUACGGAAAUUGCGUGGCUUACGGUACAUCGUUACUACUCGCCAUGAUGGAUAGAAACAUCAGCCUCCUCAGCCUUGAUGGCGGGGGCGUCCGUGGUCUGUCUUCUCUUUACAUCUUGAAGCAUAUCAUGGAAUUCAUUGAUCCGGAUAAUACUCCCAAGCCAUGCGAUCACUUUGAUCUGAUUGGGGGAUCAGGCUCAGGCGGCUUGAUUGCAAUUAUGCUGGGUCGUCUCGAGAUGGACAUUGAUCAAUGCAUCAACGCGUACAAGAGGAUCUCAAACCAUGUAUUUGCGCGAAAGAGAAUUCUGCCAGUGGGAGGCAACUUACGGCGCCAGUCAAGAUACGACGGGCGGAGGAUAGAAACUGGCAUGAAGGCGAUUCUUCACGAACUCGGAUAUGAAGAUGACGUACUCCUGAGAGAGCCAGAUAACCCCUGCAAGGUUUAUGUCUGCGUGACCGACGCUGGAUCCAAGCGAAACCUGGCCCCUCUGACCAGCUACCCAAGCAAAUACUGCUCCAACGAGCUCUACAAAACGGCCAGAGUAUGGCAGGCUGGGAGAGCGUGUUUCUCCACCGAUCCUCUUUUCGACUCCGUUGCAAUUGGACCAAGCGGACGGCGAUUCUACAACAGCAGCACGGAGGUCAACAACCCCGUGAGAGAAGUGUGGAUUGAGGCCAGGGGCAUAUGGCCCUCCGGCUCACUUGACAGUCAGAUCAAAUGCAUGGUGUCGAUUGGCACGGGCGUUCCUUCGAUCAAAAGGUCCGGAAAAGGCAUGUUCGGCCUAUUCAAGACGUCACGCACCGAGACAAUUGAUACGGAGAUGGACAUGAACAAGUUUAUCCGUGAGCAUACUGAGCUGGAUGACGAGAAGCGUCUGUUUCGCUUCGAUGUACCCAACGGGCUAGCGGACAUUGGCCUCGACGGCGUGGAUGAGAUCGAUACGAUCGUGGAUGCUACUGAGGAAUAUCUCGCGAAGGAGCUUAUCUACAAACAGAUACAAAGGUGUGGUAAAGCACUCGGCGGAGAUUCAUAGAUGUUCGAGGUUAAUCAAUUUGGGUGGUAUGGUGAGCGUACAGGGUGGCAAGUGUCAUUUCACAUCGUAUAUAAUACUUUUGUUCUUUUUCUGGCUGCGGAUUUGUUUUUCCCACUAUACAAACUAAUAUUAUCAGACGAAAUGUCUAAUGCGUCCAACAUGAGGCAUUCCCCUGUUGCGCAGCGCCAAAGCGCCCCAGCACAAAUUUCAAGAUACUAACCCACCCCUGCGAAUUUCAGCCCCGAAGGAAAGGAAUUGUUGAGAGCCUUGAAGCCUGAGAUAAACUUUCGGAAACUGUCCAGGGAAGGACAUCACCAAACCCAGACAUCAAACGAUGACGAUGGUCCUGUUCUCG